AUGACCAAAAGCCGCCCUGUCUGGAGAUGCGUCGGUCUGGCACUUCUCUUAACCUCGACAAGCGCGCAGAUCACGCUUCCUUCUCAAGACAAUGUGACUGACUACGCGCCGAGCGUAAACGUGCAAUGCCCCGAUUUCUCGACGACCAACCUAGUUCGCGAAUUUACGCCACAAAACCAGACGCUCCAUCCGGCAGAGAUCGAAUUUGUCAACAAGCGUCUGAACACGACUGUGCAGGACGCUUGGUACGCGUGGCUGAACGGAAGCGCACUUGGCUACAACAUCUCGGCUUUCACGUACGGGGCCGGAUGUUUGAGCGCUCUCGAUGCAAGGAACGAAUCUUCGAAAGCUGCUGGAACAGGUGGACUGCUUCAGGCUGCAUCCUACAUCACCGGUCUCUCAGGUGGUUCGUGGGUUACGGGGUCAUUGCUUUUCAACAACUGGCCGACCAUCAAGGACCUCAUCUACGGCAACGACAGCCUGGGUCUAGACGGAUGGAAACUGGACUUGCCCUUCGCCUCGCCGGAUGGGCUCGAUGUCUUUUCUCAGAACAAUCAAUACUUUUAUGGCAGUAUCUUGUGGAGUGUAUUCUCCAAGGCCGCCACUGGAGUCGACACGAGCAUCUCGGAUCCCUGGUCGAGAAUGAUUUCGUAUCACUUCCUCAACCAAACCACGCGGUCGAAUUUCUUCACGAACAAAACUGCGCACGGUGCUGGGCAAUUGUGGUCCGACAUUCCCAAUAUUCCUGCUGUCCAGCAGGGUUUGGCCCCGUUUCCCAUCCUGGUCACGGAUUCGCGUCCUGCGUCGCUGAACACCACCGUCGCACUGACUUUGGACCCCACCGUUUAUGAGAUCUCGCCUUUCGAAUUUGCCUCUUACGACCCAAACCUGUCUGCGGGAAUGAAUCUCACCUACGCAGGGACUCAUCUGACAAACGGCAAGGCAGCUAACGGCUCAGCCUGUGUCACAGGCUUCGAUCAGGCUGGGUUCAUGAUGGGAACCAGCGCCAGUUUAUUCAAUCAAAUAUUCGACUUUGCAAAUAACGAACUGCAAGGCUUUGACUCAGCGGACAGCCACACAUUCAUCUAUCUGCUACAGAGACAACUGCGAUCUGUACGGACCAGACAAGAUGAUGUUGCCAAUUGGCCGAAUCCAUUCAACGGCCUCAAAAGUGCUACGUACGACGAUAGCAGCUCCACUUGGCUGUCUCUCAUUGACGGGGCAUCCAAUGGGGAGAACAUCCCAUACGGUCCCCUGUUUGUCAAGGCACGUGCUCUCGACGUUAUCGUUACUUUGGAGAACAGUGCCGACGACCCGAAUACCUGGCCCAAGUAUGUAUCAUCACUCAAAUGUCUCGUCUUGUCUUAUGAGCCUGGCAGUGGGUCGAGCGUGCUUACAACCAGUCAGCGGCUAUCGACUAUUUUGCGGGCAUCUCAUCAGCAAUUUCCUCCGAUUCCUCAGAGUGCGAAUGAUUUCAUCUCCACGGGAGUCCGCCAGCGUCCGACUUUCUUCGGCUGUGAUCCAAGUCAGACUCCACCAGAAUAUCCCUUGGUCAUUUAUCUGCCCAAUUCCCCUCCGAUUACGGGCGACGACCCAGUUACCAAUUCUGCAACUUUCAAGCUGAGCUAUCCGAGUUUGCACACUCGGCUGUUUCUGGACCAAGUCCAUCUCAAUACAAUAUCGGGUUUUACACCCAAUGCCAACACGCCGGAUCCCAAUUUUGGCCUUUGCCUGCAGUGUGCAAGCAUUGACCGAUCACGGAUGAAGAUUUCUCCCACACCGUCUCGCUCCGAAAUCUGUGCCCAGUGUUUCAAGCAAUACUGUUACGAUCCCCAGAAUCCUCCGAGUGUUAGCGAACUGCCUAAUAGAAAGCUGGUGUUCAAGGACCCCACACCCGAAGGCCUCAGCAAAAUCACCGGCUUCUUAGGGACGAAUAAGCUCAAGCUCGUCGGAGGAGCUGUGGGUCUGUUUGUGUUCAUCGUUGUGUUGUGUGUCAGCCUCAUCUGGUGGAAGAGACGGAAAGACCGAAAAAUCCAGUACAGCCAGGUGUCCAACUUCCACGAAGACGACGGCGACUCUACGCGUCUCUGGCGAAGAUCUCAUCAGCCAUAUUCAGACUAUCACGCCGAGCAAUACGAACUGCCCACCCAAUCAGGCCACAAGAGGCCUGGCAGUCUAUCUACUCUCACGUAGUCGCAUUCUAUGUCUCUCCUGAAUUCCUGCAUCUGGGUCUGUGUGUGUAUCCUAUUUGUGUAAUCUCUAGAGCUCUCCCCAUAAUUGGACUUCAUAUCAGUUCUUACCAUUCACGUGAUGGCGUCGCUCUCUGAA
This is a messenger RNA of Mycena citricolor, 2328 nucleotides long. The record is from the annotation of a GenBank genome assembly. Lineage: Eukaryota; Fungi; Basidiomycota; Agaricomycetes; Agaricales; Mycenaceae.